AUGGCGUCCACUGCUGGCACCGACGGCGGACGGCUGAAUCCGGAGCCUUCGCAACCAGAGCAACGUGCAGAACAAGACCUGGCUCCCAAGUCCUACGCCGCUGCUGUCACCGAGUCGCCCAGUCAGAAUGCCGCUACCAACGCAACAGGUUCAACUGAUCAAAAUGGCCACAAUGGCACAACAAAUGGUACUGAACCGUCAAUCCCUAAACCUACGGAGCCUCGAGAUCCUGCGGAGCUUAACCCGCUUCCCAAGUCAUACGCCGCUGCGGUUACCGAGCCCGCCGCAGAGAAGACGACACUCAACGGCCACACUUCAGAACAGGAUGGGUUGGCAAAUGGAUCCGUGAAUAGAAAAGCAAUCAAUGGCCAGAGGAAGCAGCUCGACGACGACAAGCUGGUUUAUGAAAAGCACACGGAUCCGAAUGGACAGGCGCGCCUGACCAGCAUAAAGCCUAGCGACCACCAUGAAGAGAGUCUGUACCACAGUGUGGCAACUGUCCCCCGGGAACAGAAAUCAAACAGACCAGCUAAACGGCAGGAUAUACCCAGUGGGAAGCUUUCCAGCGGCCGGCGGGCGGGCGCAGGCUGGGAAAAAUCAGCAAUCCGUUGGGCGCCUCUUAAUGUGCCUUUGCAACGGCGGCUCCAAACCAUGGCGGUCUUGUGGCACACCAUCACCAUUCCAAUAUUCCUUUCAUUGUUCUUCUUAUUGUGUGCCAUUCCUCUCUCGUGGCCGCUCCUCAUCCCAUACUUGAUCUAUACACUUCUUAUCAGCGAGGAUGCGACAAACGGCACGCUCUCCAGACGGUCGGAGAGGUUGCGCAGGUCCAAAGUUUGGUCUGCUUUUGCGUCCUACUUUCCAGCCCGCUUGCACCGUACAGUUGAGUUGGAGCCGACCAGGAAAUAUAUCUUCGGAUACCAUCCACAUGGGAUUGUCUCCCACGGGGCCUUCGCGGCCUUCGCCACGGAAGCUCUCGGAUUCUCGGAGCUGUACCCAGGCAUUACCAAUACUUUGUUGACGCUGGACACGAACUUUCGCGUACCAUUUUACCGAGACUAUGCUCUGGCAAUGGGUUUGGCAUCGGUCUCGCGCGAGUCUAUUGAGAACAUUCUGUCGAAAGGCGGACACAACGGCGAGGGCAUGGGGCGUGCAGUGACGAUUGUGAUUGGUGGUGCUCGAGAAAGCCUCGAUGCUCGCCCUGGAACUUUGCGGCUUGUGCUGAAGAGCAGGAAAGGCUUCGUCAAGCUAGCUAUUCGUCAGGGCGCGGACCUCGUGCCUGUGUUGGCUUUCGGAGAGAAUGAUCUGUACGACCAGAUCGACAGCGUGCAGCAUCCCUGGAUCCAUAAAAGCCAGAUGAUCAUCAAAAAGGCAAUGGGUUUCACCAUCCCUUUGUUCCAUGCACGGGGAAUCUUCAAUUAUGAUGUCGGCCUGCUGCCAUAUCGACAUGCCAUUAACAUCGUCGUGGGCCGACCUAUCAAGGUCGUUCAGCAGGGGGCAAAGGAUAAUAAAGUGGACGAAGCAUAUCUGGAUCAAGUGCAUGCAGAGUAUGUGGACGAGCUGGUUCGGCUGUGGGAUAGCUACAAGGAUACGUUUGCCAAGGAUCGACGAGGCGAGAUAGAAAUAAUUGACUAG
Molecule: messenger RNA, 1632 nt
Organism: Exophiala dermatitidis NIH/UT8656
Lineage: Eukaryota; Fungi; Ascomycota; Eurotiomycetes; Chaetothyriales; Herpotrichiellaceae
Product: diacylglycerol O-acyltransferase 2
Exons: 2
Coding region: 1-1632 (543 amino acids)
Biological process (GO): triglyceride biosynthetic process
Cellular component (GO): endoplasmic reticulum membrane
Molecular function (GO): diacylglycerol O-acyltransferase activity
Source: RefSeq, a predicted model, not a curated record